Phalaenopsis equestris is the source of this 722-nucleotide messenger RNA. RefSeq lists its product as uncharacterized. The record is from RefSeq and is a predicted model, not a curated record. The coding region runs from base 56 to 586 and encodes 176 amino acids. The transcript has a single exon. Lineage: Eukaryota; Viridiplantae; Streptophyta; Magnoliopsida; Asparagales; Orchidaceae.
UCUUUUCGCCACUCUCUAAACCGCGAGUCCGCAAGACCGCAGACCUAAAAUCAAUAUGCAGAGGAUCGAUGGCGACGGAAGCGGCUCCCGCAUUGAUAAGCCAUGGACUCCGCCGUUUUGCACGAUUCUUGAUGCCGAAACAACCAGCUUCUCCUACCUCGCCUGUUCGAACUGCGAGCGCGUUCUCCCCACCGAUUCCUUGAUCAAUCCCCCAUCUUGCAAUGUUUGCAGACACAAAUACACUUCACCCACCGCUUCCAAGCGCCUCUACCGUCUCCUUCUCUCCGUUGCUAUCUCCGACAAAGUGACUCCGGUGAUGUGCUUCGACAGGGCAGCGCGAGUCCUCGUCGGAUGCUCGGCUGAUGAACUCUUCAACUUCUGCAAAUCUCAUCCUUUUGCCGAGGAGAAGAUGGGGGAGAUAUUGGAGGGAGAGAUGUUUCAGAUGACUUUGUGUGAGCCAAAGAACGGCAAUGCGCAGCAUUUACGGGCUGUUUCUGUUGUCCCAUUGCGCACUGGAUUCCGUCCGGCUAUUCACACUCUUCGUCUUCUCUAUGGCGUCGAUGACUACCACCGAAGUUCAAAUUAGAGAAUUCCAAGCUCCUUCCCGUACUGUUUGCUCUCUUCUCCCUUACCACCUUUACCACAUUAGGUUAUUAGGUAAAGAAAUUCGGUGUUGUUUUCCAUUCAAAUGGAGAAUAAGAUGUUAGCUGUGUUCUGGAUAG